AUGAGUAACCUCACAUCCACCGACCCAACAGCCCCGCCGCCCCAGCCGCCGCGGCCCUCCACCUCCGGCUGCGACCGCCACCCGGACGAGCAGUUCACCGGCUUCUGCCCCUCCUGCCUCGUCGAGCGCCUCAGCACCCUCGACACAUCCUCCAUCACCCCCUCCUCCUCCCACCGCCCCUCUUCCGCCGCCGCCGCUGCAUCCGCCUUCAAGUCCCUCUUCACCUCCACCUCCAGGGCAACCAACUUCGCCGCUCCUCCGCCGCCGCCGCCGAAGCCCUUGAAGCCCGCUUCAUUCCUUCCCGAGCUCCGCCGCUCCAAGUCCUUCUCCGCCUCCAAAAACGAGGCCCUAGGUCAGUCCCUCGAGCCCCACCGUAAAUCCUGCGACGUUAGGGCUAAAAACACUCUCUGGUCACUGUUUUCUCUCGACGACGAGAGUAAACCUUCCACCAGCAACACCAAUUGGCCCCUCGCCGCCUCAUCCUCCUCCUCCCACCAAAACCCCCAAAUCAGCAGCUCAAAACCUAUCGAAUCUGCCCUACCAAACAAAUCCAUCUCUGGAGAAAUUGAAUCUGAAAUCGAGGAGGAUUUCAAGGACCCACCAGAAAAUCUAGAAGCCAUUGUCGCCCCGUCGGAAGAUGGCGGAGACAGGGAUGAAAUCAGGCCAGCCGACGACUCUCAUUUCCAAAACCCGCGAAAUCCGGUCGGAAUAAACGCGAAUAUCAGUGAAAUCGUGGAAGAAAAGCCAGAAAGCUCGAGCAAUCCAAAACCCAUGAACCACCGCAUAGAUCUCCUCACCCAUCCCCAGGCAAAGAAGACUUCCGGCGUCGGAGGUUUCUGGGGCGCCGCCUCCGUCUUCAGCAACAAAUGGCGCAAAUGGCGGCACAAGCAGAAGGUCAAGAAGCAGAACACCGGCAAACACCUAGCCCGAUUCCGUGCUGAAAAACCCAUUGCCCGUCACUACCGAGACACCCAAUCUGAAAUCGCUGACUACGGAUUCGGCAGGAGAUCCAUCGACGUUGACCCUCGAUUCUCACUCGACGUCCCUCGAAUCAGCUUCGACGAUCCACGAUACUCGUUCGACGAGCCUCGAGCGUCCUGGGACGGCUACGUGACCGGCAGAAACUUUCCGAAAAUACCCCCAAUGGUCUCCGUUCUUGAAAACGGGCCUUCCACCCGAGUCCCACGGGCCGAUAUGCAGAUCCCUCUGGACCCUCCGAGUUUCUUCUCCGGCGAAAACGUGCCGGGUGGCUCUGCACAGACCAGAGAUUACUACUUAGAUUCGUCUUCUAGAAGGAGAAAGUCUCUCGACCGGUCGAGCUCGAUCAGAAAAACCGCAGCUGCUGUUGUGGCCGAAAUAGACGAGCUGAAAAUGGCUUCUUCUUCUAAUGCUAAGGUCCUUCCCACGAAUUUGGUUGGCGAUUCGUAUCCAAAUUCUUUAAGAGACGAUGCCUCUGAAACUUUCGAGCUGAGCAGUGGGUUCAGGGACGGUAUUUUGGGGAAUGCCGAGAAAAAAGAAUCGAAAAAGUCGAAGAAAUGGGGUUGGAAGAUAUGGGGUUUCUUGCAUAAAAAGGGUCGAAAGGAAGAAGAUGAAGAUGAUAAAUACAGCAAGUACAGUAGCGCGAAUGGAGUCGAUCGAUCGUGGUCUCAGUCGUGGCAAGAAUUGAGGCGGGAAGGGAAUUAUAAUAACGGGCUUAGUCGAAAUGUGGCGAGAAGCAAUAGUAGCGUGAGCUGGAGGCACGCAGGCCCGUUCGGGCCCCCUUUUGUGAACGGGAGGAGAUCGAGUGUGGAUGCGUAUGGGAAUAAUAAUAACGGGCGGAGGAGCGAUUUUACGGUUGAUAAAAACAGGAAUAACACAAGGUAUUCACCGAGCCAUUUGGAUAACGGGCUUUUGAGAUUUUACUUGACGCCCACACGGGCCAACCGGAGAGGAGGGACGGGUAAAGUGAAGCCCUCUAACCCACAUUCGGUCGGGAGGAGUGUGAUGAGGCUGUAUUGA
Striga hermonthica is the source of this 1998-nucleotide messenger RNA. Lineage: Eukaryota; Viridiplantae; Streptophyta; Magnoliopsida; Lamiales; Orobanchaceae. The record is from the annotation of a GenBank genome assembly.